This is a messenger RNA of Mandrillus leucophaeus (drill), 681 nucleotides long. Its product is annotated as cytochrome c oxidase subunit 4 isoform 1, mitochondrial-like. The record is from RefSeq and is a predicted model, not a curated record. Bases 53 to 562 code for a protein of 169 amino acids. Lineage: Eukaryota; Metazoa; Chordata; Mammalia; Primates; Cercopithecidae. The transcript has a single exon. Gene Ontology annotation, biological process: mitochondrial electron transport, cytochrome c to oxygen.
GGUCGCGGGACACCGGGCGUAGAGGGCGGUCGCGGCGGGCAGUGGCGGCAGAAUGUUGGCUACCAGGGUAUUUAGCCUAGUUGGCAAGCGAGCAAUUUCCACCUCUGUGUGUGUACGAGCACAUGAAAGUGUCGUGAAGAGCGAAGACUUUUCGCUCCCAGCUUACGUGGCUCGGCGUGACUAUCCCUUGCCGGAUGUGGCCCAUGUCAAGCACCUGUCCGCCAGCCAGAAGGCCUUGAAGGAGAAGGAGAAGGCGUCCUGGAGCAGCCUCUCCAUGGAUGAGAAAGUCGAGUUGUAUCGCAUUAAGUUCAAGGAGAGCUUUGCUGAGAUGAACAAGCGCUCGAAUGAGUGGAAGACGGUUGUGGGCACUGCCAUGUUCUUCAUCGGCUUCACCGCGCUCCUUAUCAUGUGGGAGAAGCUCUAUGUGUACGGCCCCCUCCCGCAAACCUUUGACAAAGAGUGGGUGGCCAUGCAGACCAAGAGGAUGCUGGACAUGAAGGUGAACCCCAUCCAGGGCUUAGCCUCCAAGUGGGACUACGAAAAGAACGAGUGGAAGAAGUGAGUGAAGCUGGCCUGCGCCUGCCUCUGUCACCUCCAUGCAACUCCAUGCCUAUUUACUGGAAACCUGUUAUGCCAAACAGUACUACUGCUAAUAACAUGACCAGUUUACCUGGAAAAAAA